Molecule: messenger RNA, 3534 nt
Organism: Rosa chinensis
Lineage: Eukaryota; Viridiplantae; Streptophyta; Magnoliopsida; Rosales; Rosaceae
Exons: 5
Coding region: 137-3106 (989 amino acids)
Source: RefSeq, a predicted model, not a curated record
UCUCUCGUUUUUGAUGUUAGAAUAGGUCACCCACAUUUAUAGGGCAAAUGAUGAGAAAAUAGAGAUCAUUCAGAAAGCUAGAGAGUUUCUCAUUCUAGUUUCAUUUUUUUUCUGAGAAAAAAAGAAAGAAAGAGAGAUGGAUUCGACCAUGAUGUGGAUUGUGCACAAUGCAAUGAACAAAGCGCAUGCGAAGAUGAAAUCGAAAGGAGGGGUUCUUGAGCGGUUGAAUGGGAUAUCCAGGUUCUAUGAACUGGCGGCGAUGCAAUUGGAGGGGUGUUUGAAGUUUGUUCGGCAAGAAACCAGCUACAUUCUCGAGAGCAGUGAUGAACAGGUGCUUUCGGACUUGAGUGAGAUUCGUGACCGCCUUCAGUUGCGUCUCAAGGAGUCUGAGAUGGCUAUCAAGGACAAGGACAGGGAAUUGGCUUCUCUGCUGGCGAAUCUCAACAAGCCUGCGAGGUCAAAGAGUGAUCCUCUUGAGGAGUACAUGGUUAGUAAUAGAGUGAGUGGCGGUAAUGAAGGAAGAGAUAGUGAGAUUUGUGAGUUGAAGAAUUCGGUUGAUCAGCAGGUUUGGCAUAUCAGACGACAGCUUGAGCCGGAGCACAAGUUAAAAGGUAGGGAAGGUAAUGCACAAGUAGUAGAAGGGUUGAACAACAAGAAGAUUGAGCAUUUGGAUUCGGAUAUAGGGGUGUUGAAGGAGACAUUGGAUCUUGCUUUUGGGAAAAUGCAGAAAGCUAUUUUUGGUUCUGAGGUCGGGCCAAUAGAGCAGCAAUGGCAAGGGGCUGUGGAGAGAGAUACAAUGUCUGUCUUGCUUGAAGGGUUUAUGAGGGAUUUCCGAGAAAAUGUUGAAGAACAAGUGUGGAAGAAGCAAGAGAAGUGGGUUUGUUUUGGCUUGAAGGAGUCCUGGUCUGAUUUGAUGAAUGAGGUUGAGAACUUGCGGCGCGAUUUAGAGCCUUUGGCUGUUCAAAAUGAGGUGCCCAAGUGUAAAACAAGUGAAAAGAGUUCAGCAGAUGAUUUUGAUCAUGUAAAGCGUCAGCGGUCCUCAAAGGCUGAAGAACUUAUGCAAGAACAACAUGAAGAGGAAAAGAAAGAGGAGGAAGGCCACUCUGUUUCUAAGAUGAUAAAGAAUCAUGAAUCAAUCAUCCAGAGGAAAAGUGCGGAGGCGGAAGAACUGAAUAUUCUGAAGCGGGAAAUUCUUCGACAUAAAGCAAAUUUGUCUAGCAGGAGAGAAGAGGACACAUUUGUGAAAAGAAGGAUGCAAGAACUUAUGGUGAGGCUAGACAAUUUGAGAGAUUGGGAUGCCAAGCUGCAGGAGACUUUUGCUAACAAUGAUAAGUUUGUUCAUGGGCAAGAAACUCCUUCAGAGAAGAGGUCUCCGAAAUCUGAUGCAAAUUUUUCUGAGAACUUGGAACUUGAUACUUUGUCAGAGAUAUGGGAGAAGAUGGAUAAAGUGCCUUACGGAGUAGAUGCAGAACUGCAAAAUGAGGGGACAAUGCUGAAGCUAGAACAAGAUGAAUCAGACUUGAAAGAUGUCAUAAUGAAAGAGAUCUAUGUUACUAUUUUGGAAGGUUCAGUAAAAGAAAAAUGUAUUGACAUAUACGAUAACGAGUUGGAAAACUUUCUGUGGAGGGAUAUAUGGCAGGUUUUAUUCACAGAAGUGAUGAAUCAGUGGAAAGAGAACACUAAACGUAACAACAUUGAAUCUCAAACCAGGGAAGAGUUCUACUGCACUAUACACUGCACAGUCCUUGGUGAGGCACUCAAGGAUUAUGGCUCAAGUAUAAACUUAGCAUUAGCAGAGUCUCGCAAUUUGAGGGCUGAAAAUAACUUAGAAGCUGCAAUAAGAGAGGAUAUAUGUUUGACUCUUUUGCAUGAAACGACUAAGGAAUGCACUAAAUGGAAAGUUGAUUAUGAAACUGCAUGCCUUCUUAGGGAAGGGAUAGAUCAGCUGGUUUUUCAUGAGACUGUCAAAGAUAUUGUUGACGCUGCAAGUUAUCAUUUGACUCAACCUCAAGAUAUUAUUGCUAGGAAGGAAUGGAAUAAAUGGAAAGCUGACUAUGAAACUGCAUGCCUUCUUAGAGAAGAGAUAGACAAGCUGGUUUUUCAUGAGACUGUCAAAGAUAUUGUUGACACUGCGAGUUAUCAUUUGGCUCAACAUCAAGAUAUUGUUGCCAGGAACUUUCUUCAGAGCGCGGAAAGUUUAGUUAAGGAGGAUAUCUAUAUGGUUUUCAUAAGAGAAACUAUCAAGGAAUGGAAGAUGGAGUUGAGUGCUUUUAAUAUGGAGAGUCUGAUUAGGGAAGAAAUGUAUCAUUUUAUCAUUGUUGAGGCGGUGAAAGAUGCAUUUGUCCUGUUUAGAGAAGAAGCUGAUUCUGGGAAUCAAGACAAAAUCUCUGAAGCCAUGCUUUUCAGGAACAAGUUACACAAUAGUAGACAGGUCAAUACAGAUGAAAAUGUGAAUGAAAAGAUUGGGUCUCCUUUAAGCUGUUCAGAAGUUGAGGAAGACAUGGUGCAAAGUGAAAGUUUUGGAAUGAAGGGAUACAAUGCAGACCUUGACUUUGUAAGCUUGGAAUGUGAAGCAGGUCAGCUGGGUUCUAGUGUAGGCAUAAUAGUUGGUGAUUCUGAGAAGGGUUAUAAUCAAGUGCCUCCGGAAGUAGGUUCUGUACAUUACGAAAAGUUGUCUUACUGCCAGCCAAAAGCAAACGAAAAGGUGCUGUUAAACCCAUCUGACUCUCUGUCUACACCUUUCCUCCAAUUUUCGGAAGAGUUGGUGAAUUUUCAACACACUACAAAGGAAAAGUUGGAGAUGAACUUCUUGAGAAUGGACAACAUGAAGCAUUAUGUAGAUAAACUUUCUGUACUGAUUUCUUCCUUGAGAAAAAAGGAAUCGCUUUAUAGGGAAGCUUUUAGAAGGAGAUGCCAAGAUCUCCGGAAGGCUGAAACUGAGGUGGAUCUCCUGGGGGAUCAAGUUGAUGUUCUACUAGGUCUUCUUGAGAAAAUAUACACAAUAUUGUAUCGUCAUUCACCGGUUCUGCAGCAGUAUUUUGAGGUCUCGGACAUCUUAGAGUUGAUCAAGAAGGAACUAAAUGGAGAUAUUUCAAUGCAUCUAUAGAUUGACUUUUGUGUGGAAGCAGAACAAAAAGGAAAGGAGCUAACCAAAACAAAUAACAGGAAGUCAAAUACGGCAGGAGAAGACGAAUAGGAAGCCAACAAGGAAAAAGAAGAAAAGAAUACAACAUUUAUGCAACAUUGGAAUGUAAGACGGCGAACUGUACUAUGUUGCAUGAAGAUUCAAAAGCAAAACUAAAGAUCAAGCUGGCAUUGAUCAUUUUAUCUUGAUGUUUCCAAACAGGGUUGUAUUCUCUUCUAGUUUUAGCUCUCUACACUAACUUUGUAAACCCAUUCUACCAAGUUAGUGGAUCCACGGCAGCACCCCCGGCAGCACCACCAGCAGCACCACCCGCAGCACCCCCCGCAGCACCACCAGCAGCACCCCCGGCAGCACCCCCAGCAGCACCCCCCGCAGCACCACCAGCAGCA